Molecule: messenger RNA, 3308 nt
Organism: Coffea eugenioides
Lineage: Eukaryota; Viridiplantae; Streptophyta; Magnoliopsida; Gentianales; Rubiaceae
Product: scarecrow-like protein 14
Exons: 2
Coding region: 192-2462 (756 amino acids)
Biological process (GO): regulation of DNA-templated transcription
Cellular component (GO): nucleus
Molecular function (GO): DNA-binding transcription factor activity; sequence-specific DNA binding
Source: RefSeq, a predicted model, not a curated record
AAAAAAGGAUGGCGCUAGCGCCUCAGACGUAACUAUCUACGGAGAAAGAAGAGCACUAGCCAAGUAAACGCAGAAAUGUGAAAACUAUAAAAAGUAAAUUUCUGAAAGACAAGUAAACGCAGAACAAAUGAGUGUUGUUGGUAGAAAACUGGAAAGGUAGAAUACUAGAAGACUUGUAUGCAGGGGAAGGCAUGACUAUUAAUCGUGUUAUGGAUCAUCAGUUCCCCAAUUUGGUGAAUUCUGUGAAUGACUCUGAGUUUGGUAAUGGGAUUAAUUUAGCAAGUUCAGAGCAAUCUAAUUUGGAUAUCGAAUUUGAGAAGUUCUGGAAUUCUGUGAACGGCUUUGAAUUCAAUAGUAGCGUUGUUUUUCCAAGUCUUGAGCAGCAACCUUUGAGUUCUUGUACUUUUGCUCCUCUGUAUAACGUGAGCUCAGAGGUUGAUUUUCCUGGUGAUUAUGAAUCCUAUCCUAUGCUCAAGUAUAUCAACCAGAUGCUCAUGGAGGACUUUUCGGAAGAGCAGCCAAACAUAUCCCCUGAUCCUCUAGCUCUAAAAGCUGCCGAGAAAUCAUUAUACCAUGUUCUUGGCAAGAGCUACCCUCCUUCGCCUCAUGAACCAGUGGCAGCCUUAGAUCAGAUUGCAGAAAGCUCACAGGAAUCCACUGAUAGUUGUAGUCAGCAUUAUACAGAUGGCUGUGACACUGAUACCAGUACUAUUGACAGCCGACCAAUUCUUGAUCCUGUUGAGUCAUCUGGGAAAGGACAUCAACCUUGGGAUAAGUAUUUCAAGUCAUCCUUUCAGACCAGCUCACUCAACUCUGUUCAUUCUCUGAGCAGUUCGAGCAAUAGUGGCGAUGGGCUAGUAGGUUUUUUAACAAAUGAGAAUAUGAUUUCCAGCUCUGUGAGUGAUAGUGAUACCAUUUUGCAGUUCAAGAAGGGGCUAGAGGAAGGUAACAAAUUCCUUCCAGCUGGGAAACUAAUGAAUAUUGAUUUAGAUAAGUACACGUUACCCUCAAAGUUGGAGAAUGCGGGUCUCGUGACCACGGGAAAGAAGGAUGAGGAGUAUUUGCGCACUGGAAUGAGAGGAAGGAAGCACCAACACCAGGAUGAUGGUGAUGCACAUCUAGGAAGAAAGUACAAACAGUCUUCUGUUUCUAUGGAAGAGGUUGAGUUGUCAGAGGCAUUUGAUAGAAUAUUGCUUUUUGGUGAUUCCAGAGGGCAAGAUUUAUGUUGUAAUGUUGAUGUUGAGCAGCCAACUCAAUUAUCUGAGGCCUUGGAUCAUGAAUCUGAUGUUAGUAAAAGUACAGAAGAAAGGCUGGGUACUGAUAAUGAAGCUCUUGACCUAAGUGCAUUAUUGCUUAACUGUGCACAUUCUGUUGUAGCUGAUGAUCGUAGGACUGCAAAUGAUCAACUAAAGCUAAUUAAACAACAUGCUUGUUCCACUGGUGACCCACAGCAGCGGUUGGCCAUUUUAUUUGCCAAUGCUCUUGAGGCACGCUUGGCAGGCAAUGGACCUGAGCUUUGUGCCACGGUAAAGUCCAAGAGGAGGUCAGCCGCUGAGGAGUUAAAAGCCUUCAGGGUUUAUCUUUGUGCUCCUUUCAGGCAGAUUGCUUCUUGCUUUGCAAACAAAAUGAUCCUUAAAGCAGCAUCAAGGGCUAAAACACUUCACAUUGUUGAUUUUGGCAUUGGCUACGGCUUUCAGUGGCCCAGCCUCAUACAACAGCUUUCUAAUAGAGAUGGUGGGCCUCCCAAGCUACGCAUUACUGGAAUAGAAUAUCCCAAACCUGGAUUUCGGCCAGCAGAAAGAAUAGAAGAGACGGGCCGUCGCUUGGCAAAAUACUGUGAAAGGUUUAAUGUACCUUUUGUGUACCAAGCAAUUCCAAUAAAGAAUUGGGAGAAAAUUAGACUUGAAGAGCUAAAGCUUACAAGAGAUGAGGUAAUUGUGGUGAACUGCCAGCUUCGUUUCAAAAACAUGCUUGAUCAGGUAGUGGAUGGUGAUUGUCCAAGGGAUGCAGUUUUAAGAUUAAUCAGAGAGAUUAAUCCUGCUAUUUUUGUGAGUGACGUUCUUAGUGGACAACUUUGUGCUCCCUUUUUCCUCACUCGGUGCAGAGAAGCACUCUUUUUUUUCUCUGCAGUGUUUGAUUUUCUUCACCAUAAUCUGCCACCCGAUGAUAAGCAGAGGUUGAAAUUUGAACAAGAAUUUAUGGGAACGGAAGUGAUGAAUAUCAUUGCAUGUGAGGGCUCGGAGAGGGUUGAGAGGGCUGAGACAUACAAGCAGUGGCAAAUCCGUUAUAAGAGGGCUGGUUUCAAAAUGCUGCCUCUGAAUCAGGAUCUUAAGAAAGAACUAAGAAGCAAAGUUAAAGAAGGGUACCACAAAGAUUUUUUAUUUGAUGAAGAAGGUGGUUGGAUACUCCAGGGGUGGAAAGGCAAGAUUAUCACAGCUUGCUCUUGUUGGGUCCCUGCCUAGACCCUUUUUUUUAAGUUUUUUUUUUUUAUUUUUUACAUUAGAAUCCUGGUGCUGCCAUGGAUGGUGUGCGGGAUAUGCAAAUUGAUAUGCUGUAGUUGUUGCUGCCUGUUAUAGGCUUGGUUUGGACGGGCUAGAGUAGUGAAAUUGCAGUAUUGAUGUCCUUUUCCGGCGUUGCUGAAAAUUGGAUUUGUCAAGAUGUGAUGUUAAUCAGUCAUGGGCUAUCUGAUCGUAAAAUUAUCUUAUAGAUACCACUAUAUAUUCUAGUCUAAACUCAUGCAUCAGUUAUCUUAGGCUUCUAGGAUGACAAUGAAAGACCAUUGAGAUUUCCAAAAGAACUCAGGAAUCUUCAGAACUUGUAAUAUGGAGUCGAUGCCAUUGACAGGUUUCUUGUGUACUUCUGGUUCAGGAUGGAAAAGAUGCUAGUGUUUCCAAUGGCAAUUGAAAAUCUGAAAUCCAUUUAUCCAAGACCUUGUGCAGAGACUGUAGUGCUGGUCAGAGAGUAGGAUCUGCAUCUUGGAUGCAUCCUAUUUUUACCAAUGUAUGGAGCUCAAAUGUUCUAAUAAAUACUUUCUGAGAUGAGAAGUAUUCCCUGGAUGCUGAUCUUACCAGGUCUGGUUCACCUUCCAACUUUCAAUAUGUAUUCACCUCUUUCUUUUUUUGCAUUUUUUUUAAUUCUUAAUUUCCGGAGCAAACUGCAGUUUCCAUUUUCCAAGUCAUUUGUUGUAGGAGUACAUUACUAUCUAUCAUUAUAUACACUCGUUCAGAUAAACAUAUUGAUUUAUGAUAUAGGAGUAUGAGAUGUAUGAAAGUUAUGAACAUCAAUGGAUAGACUACUGUCUCUUGUCA